GACGAGGAGCAGAAACCUGCCAGCAGCUCAAAUUCGCGCCUCAGCACAAUCAGCCCUGGCGGAGCAUGUGCGGUGCUCCUCCUCCUCCUUCGGCAGUGGGGGCCGAACGGCAGAUGCUGCCCAAAUGUGCUCAUUAAUCAAAAGAAGCUUUCGCCCCCGGACGCCUCUGGGCCUCCGGCAGCCAGAAUCUCCGCCGCGGAGCUGAAGGGCGGGGGGCGCCUCCCUCCUGGCGCCCUUAGCAAGCAGCCGCGGCGUCAGACGCAAGCUCUGCCCUGAGCCUAAGGAGAGAAGGGCUCCAAGGUGUUCUGAAUGCGGGUUUCCGGGGAGGAUGCCCUUGGGGUCCCGCGCCUCCUCCAGAAGCUCCGUGAGCUCCGAGGAGCCGAGCGCAGCGCGCCGCAGCCGCAGCAGCCAGGAGCCGCGCCGCGCGUGUCUGCACCAGUCGCCGCCUCGCCUCCCAGCCCUCUUUCCUAAUUUGCCCUCCGAACGAAGUCGGGCCCAAAUUCAUUCUCUGCACCUGUGAGUGAUACACACAAGUUCUCCAGACACGAUUCUUCCUCUAUUAACCCCCACCCGCCUCGGGGUCAGUUUUUCCACCUUUAACCUCGCAACCACCUGGGGGAAGGUGGCAGGAUGGAGGGAAUGGGGCGAGGAGAGGCAUUUGCCCCUUCAAAGGCACAAAAAUCCGUUGCCAAAGCUAAAAGGGUUCGCUUUCUUCGGUUUUUGAACAGUACAGUGGGAUGCCUGCUCGGCUGACCGCUGCCCUGGCCCGAGCCCUGCCUUCUCUCGCUUCCCAGCUGACGCUGAGUUCGGACCGCAGUCGCCCGGCUCCUUCGCCCUGUGGUCAAAGUCUGCGGACGGAUCGAUGCCCGCGCAGGCUUCUCCCUGGGCAGUUCGAUGCUGGCUUAGGUUAAGCCUCCGGAUUCUCACCUUGGCACCUCCUGUUUAUCCUCCUUCACACACACACCCUUCACCAUCACCCCCCCACACACACACACACUCUACCACCAAAGGACGUGCCCUUUUGGUAGUGUCGGGGCUCCCAGCCGGAGCGGGGGGAGGGCGCCUCCCUGUCCCCUCCUCCCCGUCCCUGCCUCAGCUCGGGGUUUUACUGCAGCAGCCGGAGGUGACAGCGACGCCUUAGCCUCCUCCUCAGUUGCUUUUGGAGCCCCGGUUUCCCCUGCAUCGGGAAAGGCCCCCUCCUAAGAGGCUGGUCCCGGAAGAAGUGAGAACGAGCUACAGAUGACCACAUUUUAAAAUGUAGAAGUCACUGCGCUUCAUUCCUCCGAGGACGAGCGUGACCUCCCAGGACAGUGGCAGCGUCUGUGAAGUUGGGACCGUAGAGCAGGGGGAGGGGAGUGGUGCAGCCGACGCACUCUUCGGGAGGAAGUCGCUGGGAGCAUGGCGGUUGGACACAAGUUUGCGUGAGAGUGUUUUCCUUUUGUCAAUCAUUAAUCACCGGAAUCAGUCUGGCAGAAUUGGAGUUUUAGCAAUAGUGCAGAGGGCGGGGCCGAACACCUAACUCUGGGAGUCUCCGGGUGCCUCUCACAGUGAAAAGCUGACAGCAGCUGGGGAGGAGCCAGAGGAUCCGUGCUCAGCUAAAGCCACGGGGAAGAACCCACAACCUGGAGAUGAAGUAAUAAUAACCCAGAAAGGAGAAUUAACCCACACAAGAUCAUUCUGAGGAGAAGUGAAGCAGAAGACCAGACCUGGACACUCCGGAGAGGGUGGACUUUCUACAGCUUGAAAGAGCAUCAUGAGCAUGGAUUUCAGGCGUGUGAAAGAAUAUUUCUCUUGGCUCUACUAUCAAUACCAAAUCAUUACAUGUUGUGCUGUCAUGGAGCCCUGGGAGCAAUCUAUGUUCAAUACUGUUGUGCUAACCAUUUUUGCCAUGGUGGUGUACACUGCCUACAUCUUCAUCCCAAUCCACAUUCGCCUGGCUUGGGAAUUUUUCUCAAAAAUAUGUGGAUAUCACAGUACAAUUUCCAACUGAUCUCAUUUGCACUCGGUGAAAUGGCAUUGCACAUUUAUGUUGCUUACAACUUACUGAUUUAGGUGACUACUAUGCCAUCUUUCACUCUCUGGCCAAAAAAGGACUCUUCUCUAUGCACUCUUACAUACUGCCUGGAGUUUCAGUUAGAUGUCUAGUUUCUUUUGUACAUGCUGCAUUGUGCUUCAGACUAUAGAACAUACAAUGCCUUUACCUCACGUACCAUAUUCACUCAAUGCAAAUCUAUCACUUUAUUUUUUUAAUUAAGAUGACUUCAGACAAAUUUUUUCUGGAAAAUAAAUUCAUAAAAGACCCUAGUAGAAUUAUAUUAAAAUGCUCCUUUGACAUCUAUUCAAUACUGAAGAAUAUACUACCAAAAAAACUCUUCAUAGGCUACUAUCAAAAGUAUCCUAUCCUUGUUUACAAUGUAUAAAAAGAUGUGAAUAAAUUAUCUGACCCAUUAAAGUCUUAUUUUCUAGUAAACUGCUAACACCUAAACAUAUUUUAUUUCUUUUUUUUCCUUUUAAUUAAAUUUAUUUGAAAUUAUUUUACCUUAAUGCAAAAAGCAGGCUGGGGGAAAUUAUUUCUUUCAGACACGGUUCAUAAGUUGUUUCAAAUAUUUAAAAUCAACAAUGUUAAUUUUAGAUAUACAAGUAAGUAUUAUAAUACAUAAUAAGAAACAAAAUAUAAUCAAAGUAAAUUCAGAUAUUGUGACUUUUGAUUUUGCUUUGCCUUUGCAUGAUGCUUGGGGGAAAAGAGAAAAAAAUUGUUUCUUUGCUAUCCUUUCACUCAGGGGAGGAAAAAAAACAUGUAUUGAGUACAGGAAGAAAAGCUAAUAAAUAGGCUAGAAGUAAUAUUCUACCAGCAGGAACUUAACAGCUCCAGUUAAAAUGCUUUGAUACUGUGGCUCCUUUGCAGAACAGAAACAAAAUUUAUUAAAUUUUCCUCAAAAUGUUUAUCCUAAAAGCAAAUAUAAGUUUUUAAUUAUACUGCUGAAUCAAAUGUGAAUGCCAAAGACCAAGCCUUACAGCUUUUCUUUCUCCUUAAUAAAUAUUGUUAGUAAUUCUGGAUGGUAGUAAUACAAAUAAGUUUUGGACAAUAUUUGUACCUUUGUUUUUUUUAGGGGAAAAAAAUUCAAGGAGAGCUAGAAAGAAAGAUGUUGGGCAUGCCAAAUUAAUUUGCAUGUUUGUUAAAAAGCAAACAAACUCAUGUUUUGAAGAGAAACCAAGUCUGAAUAUGUUUUUGUUGACUUUUGCAAAAUAAAAUUGAGUUUAAUUUUGUAAGUAAAAUAUUCUCUUCAGAUUUGCUUUUUCCUCAUUUUGCACUAUUUAUCUGGGUGGUACAUCAUAUCUCAAUUUUUUUUUUUUUUUUUGUAUCAGGGACUGAACUCAGGACCUCGCACUUGCCAGGCAGGUGCUGUGCCACUAAGCGACAUCCCUGGCUCCUCAAUUUAAUUCUGACUAAUCUAAUGUGGUACUGAUCUUAAAAUGGUAGAAUAAAGCCAACAUUUACCAAGGAACUUCUCCAUGAAGACAUGUUGCACAUGUUGAAAUUACUUCAAAAACAGUACUUUAGAGAGAAGCUGAGCCAUUCCCAGCACCCAGAAGGAAGCUUCCCUGCCAUCAUUCCAUGUUCCUAGGGCA
This is a messenger RNA of Heterocephalus glaber (naked mole-rat), 3630 nucleotides long. The record is from RefSeq and is a predicted model, not a curated record. Lineage: Eukaryota; Metazoa; Chordata; Mammalia; Rodentia; Bathyergidae.